AACGAGAAUUUGGUUCAUUGUACAUGGCCAGUGUACACUGUGGUGUUCCGUGCACCUUUGGGUCUUCACACCCGUUUCUCGUGGCUACAAAUCGUUAGCCGCCUGCCUUGUCCAUAAAGGCAUUAGUUCUUGAUAGACUUUUGUCCGAGCUAGACCAUAAGCUAGACAUGGGGAAUAGCACCUUCAAUGGCACUAGCUUGCUGUGUGGAAUUUUCAGUGUGCUCUAUAUUGUGUUUAUUACGUUUGCCAUAUUUACCAUAAUCAUGUGCUGAGCAUAAAACAUUUAUCAAUAUGUCCCUUUGUCCUUUGUAUGCCUUGCCCUUUUCUGUUUGGAAAAUUAAAUUGCCUUGC
Messenger RNA from Drosophila obscura, 351 nucleotides. RefSeq lists its product as uncharacterized. Bases 168 to 272 code for a protein of 34 amino acids. Lineage: Eukaryota; Metazoa; Arthropoda; Insecta; Diptera; Drosophilidae. The transcript has a single exon. The record is from RefSeq and is a predicted model, not a curated record.